CGCUGUGUGGUGUUGCGGUUUUUGAAGUCCCCCCCAAACCAGAACAAGACUUCAGAGGAAAUACUACACCAUCUGCAAAACAUUGUGGACUUUGGAAAACAUGUUAUGAAGCAGUUCUUUGGGGAGAACUAUGUUCACCAUGGGGAAAUUAUUCAACUGCCUUUGGACUUUGUAAGACAGCUCUGCUUAAAAAUUCAGCCAGAGAGGCCAGAGUCUCGCUGUGAUAAAGAUAUGGACACUCUUAGUGGUUAUGCCAUGUGCCUUCCUAACCUGACCAGGCUGCAGACCUAUCGUUUUGUGGAACACCGGCCGAUCCUCUGCAUAGAGAUUAAGCCAAAGUGUGGCUUCAUUCCUUUUUCCAGCCAUGUUUCACAGGAGAUAAAGCACAAGGUGUGUCGUUACUGUAUGCAUCAGCAUCUAAAGGUAGCAAAUGGAAAAUGGAAGCGACCAAGUAAAUACUGCCCAUUGGAUCUCUUCUCAGGAAAUAAACAGAGAAUGCACUUUGCUUUGAAGAGCUUAUUACAGGAGCCACAGAACAACUUGAAAAUAUUUAAGAAUGGGGAACUAAUUUAUGGCUGUAAAGAUGACCAGGACUGUGUCUCUGACUGGAAUGAACUUGCUCGUCACUUAAAACCUUUCUUUUUUCCUUCCAAUGGGUUGGUCAGUGGACCACACUGCACAAGGACAAUUGUUAAAGAACUAAUCCAUGUUAUAACUAUGACGCUACUAAGUAGUACUGAUGCCUGCAGGGCAGGUGAUAUGAAGACAGUUCCCAUUUCACAAGGAAGAAGCUACUGUGAAGCAAGUGCAUUUAAUAAGGAGCUAGUGAGAAAUGGUAAACAUAAAUUGGAAAGCUCUGGCUUACCGAGGGGUUGUCUCCUUUAUAAAACCCUUCAGGCUCAGAUGCUGGACAUGCUGGAUAUUGAAGGACUCCAUCCUUUGUACAGUAGAGUUGAACAGUACUUAGAGGAAUUUCCUGAAGAGAGAAGUACGUUACAGAUAGAUGGACCUUACAAUGAAGCAUUUUAUGAGAAGCUGCUGGAUCUUUCAACUGAAGAUGACGGGACAGUAGCAUUUGCGUUAACAAAGGUGCAGCAGUACAGAAUAGCAAUGACUGCUAAAGACUGUUCCCUCAUGAUUGCCCUUUCACCCUGCCUGCAAGAUGAAUGCUCUGAGCAAAGACCUGUGGUACUCACAUCCAAAUCGAGAUUCACCUUUUCUGUUUCUGUGCUGGACCUUGACCUAAAACCAUACGAAAGCAUUCCCCACCAGUACAAACUGGACAGCGAGAUAGUUAACUAUUAUUUGAAGAAUGUACAGGCCAAAGAUGACCCAGUGAUGUCCACUCUCUUCAAGGAGAAUGAAGACUGCACAUUAGUUCUCCAUAAGGUGUAACCAUUUCCUUAAGGUUCUUUUUAUUCAAACACAUUAGAAAAUGAAAGAUUAAUGGAAUACAGUUACGGUGGGUUUUUUCCCUAUUGUAUUCAGUGCAUCUUUCAGCUGUGAAUGUUUUUGCUUUCAGAAAUGAUUUUUAAUUGGUAUGCCUUUCAAAGACAUGGAAUAGCACUAAACCACGUUUGCUAUAUAGCCUCAAUGAAUGUAUUUAAUACGACAGAACAGAUAACGUGUCAUACCUUGGAACUAGAGGACAGAUGUGAUUAAUACUAAAAGUUGAAUUCCUUCUUAGAAUUGAAAGAGCACAGAAAGAAAGGUUUCCUAAGUACUGCACUAACAUAGAAAGCCUAAUUACUAACAAGAGAAUUGCCUUGGAGCUUGUGCUCUGAGCCUCACUCAUACCCACUAGAAGAGUGACAAAACCUAACACAACAUUUUAGCAUUA
Messenger RNA from Nestor notabilis (Kea), 1840 nucleotides. RefSeq names its product inositol 1,3,4,5,6-pentakisphosphate 2-kinase (gene IPPK). NCBI's taxonomy places the organism in Eukaryota, Metazoa, Chordata, Aves, Psittaciformes, Psittacidae. The transcript has 12 exons. Gene Ontology annotation, biological process: inositol phosphate biosynthetic process. The annotation marks the transcript as partial. The record is from RefSeq and is a predicted model, not a curated record. Gene Ontology annotation, cellular component: nucleus. Gene Ontology annotation, molecular function: inositol-1,3,4,5,6-pentakisphosphate 2-kinase activity; ATP binding.